Falco peregrinus (peregrine falcon) is the source of this 5463-nucleotide messenger RNA. RefSeq names its product glutamate ionotropic receptor kainate type subunit 3 (gene GRIK3). The record is from RefSeq and is a predicted model, not a curated record. Gene Ontology annotation, biological process: synaptic transmission, glutamatergic; monoatomic ion transport; modulation of chemical synaptic transmission. Bases 181 to 3066 code for a protein of 961 amino acids. The transcript has 16 exons. Gene Ontology annotation, molecular function: kainate selective glutamate receptor activity; transmitter-gated monoatomic ion channel activity involved in regulation of postsynaptic membrane potential. Lineage: Eukaryota; Metazoa; Chordata; Aves; Falconiformes; Falconidae. Gene Ontology annotation, cellular component: plasma membrane; presynaptic membrane; postsynaptic membrane.
AGAGCCGCUCCUGCGGGCGCACCGGCAGCCCCGGCUCCGCAGGUGCCGCCCGACCGGCACCGGCACCGGCACCGGCACCAGCACCGCACAGCUCGGCUCGGCCCGGCUCGGCUCGGCUCGGCUCGGCUCGGCUCGGCACGGAGCGGCUGCCGCGGGACGGGCCGGCGGGGCCGCACUAAGAUGUGCCAUGAGCGGUCCGGCCUCGGCGCCCACCGGCCGCUCCGCCUGAGCCCCGGGCAGCUGCCGCCCGCCCCCCCCGCUGCCCCUGGGGCCGUAGGGCCGCGCCGGCCCGCGCCCGCCCCAACGAUGCCCCAUCUCUGGCCGGCGCUCCGCGGCGUGCUCUGGGAAUACUGGGCAGCGCUCCUGGUCGGCGGCUUCUGGGGGCAGUGCUCGCACGGGAUGCCGCAUGUCAUCCGGAUCGGAGGAAUCUUUGAGUACGCAGAUGGCCCCAAUACCCAGGUUAUGAGCGCUGAGGAGCAAGCCUUCAGGUUUUCUGCCAAUAUUAUUAACAGAAACAGAACUUUGUUGCCUAACACAACACUAACCUACGACAUUCAGAGGAUACACUUCCACGACAGCUUUGAAGCAACUAAGAAAGCCUGUGACCAGCUCGCUCUGGGGGUCGUAGCAAUAUUCGGACCUUCCCAAGGCUCCUGUACCAAUGCUGUCCAGUCUAUUUGCAACGCCCUGGAAGUCCCCCACAUACAGCUUCGAUGGAAGCAUCACCCUUUGGAUAACAAGGACACUUUCUAUGUCAACCUGUAUCCCGACUACGCCUCCCUUAGCCAUGCCAUUCUGGACCUCGUGCAGUACCUGAAAUGGAGGUCAGCCACUGUGGUUUACGAUGACAGUACAGGCCUUAUACGGCUGCAAGAGCUCAUCAUGGCCCCAUCAAGGUACAACAUCCGACUGAAAAUCCGCCAGCUCCCGCUGGACACCGACGAUGCCCGGCCGCUGCUGAAGGAGAUGAAGCGGGGCAGGGAAUUCCGCAUCAUCUUCGACUGCAGCCACCUGAUGGCAGCUCAGAUCCUCAAGCAGGCCAUGGCAAUGGGAAUGAUGACAGAAUACUACCACUUCAUCUUCACCACUCUGGAUCUUUAUGCAUUAGACCUAGAACCAUACCGCUACUCUGGAGUGAACCUGACCGGCUUCCGGAUCCUCAACGUGGAGAACCCGCAUGUGUCCUCCAUCAUUGACAAGUGGUCCAUGGAGCGGCUGCAGUCAGCGCCCAAGGCAGAGCUGGGACUGCUCGAUGGUGUGAUGAUGACAGACGCUGCCCUGUUGUACGAUGCGGUGCACGUGGUCUCCGUCUGCUACCAGCGCGCCCCUCAGAUGACCGUGAACUCCCUGCAGUGCCACCGGCACAAAGCCUGGAGGUUCGGUGGCCGCUUCAUGAAUUUUAUAAAAGAGGCCCAAUGGGAAGGAUUAACAGGCCGGAUUGUCUUUAAUAAAACCAGUGGUUUACGGACAGAUUUUGAUUUGGAUAUCAUCAGCCUCAAAGAAGAUGGUCUCGAAAAGGUUGGAGCGUGGAGCCCUUCUGAUGGUUUGAACAUCACAGAAAUUUCCAAAGGACGAGGGCCUAAUGUCACAGACUCGCUGAGCAACAGAUCUCUAAUUGUCACGACGGUCCUGGAAGAGCCCUUUGUCAUGUUCCGUAAGUCUGACACGGCCCUGUUCGGGAACGACCGCUUUGAGGGUUACUGCAUCGACCUCCUGAAGGAGCUGGCCAUCAUCCUGGGCUUCACCUAUGAGAUCCGGCUGGUGGAGGACGGGAAAUACGGGGCACAAGAUGAGAAGGGGCAGUGGAACGGCAUGAUCAAGGAGCUCAUUGACCACAAAGCUGAUCUGGCCGUUGCUCCUCUCACCAUCACCCAUGUUCGGGAGAAAGCGAUAGACUUCUCCAAGCCCUUCAUGACCCUGGGGGUCAGCAUCUUGUACAGGAAGCCCAACGGGACCAACCCCAGCGUGUUCUCCUUCCUCAACCCCUUGUCUCCUGACAUUUGGAUGUACAUCCUCCUUGCCUACCUGGGAGUCAGCUGUGUGCUCUUUGUCAUAGCCAGGUUCAGCCCGUAUGAGUGGUACGACGCUCAUCCCUGCAACCCGGGAUCAGACAUCGUGGAGAAUAACUUCACCUUAUUGAACAGCUUCUGGUUUGGGAUGGGAGCACUGAUGCAGCAAGGCUCUGAGCUGAUGCCCAAAGCACUGUCUACACGGAUCAUUGGUGGCAUAUGGUGGUUCUUCACCCUAAUUAUCAUCUCGUCCUACACGGCCAACCUUGCCGCCUUCCUGACGGUGGAGAGGAUGGAAUCCCCCAUUGACUCAGCAGAUGAUUUGGCAAAGCAGACAAAAAUAGAGUAUGGAGCAGUGAAGGAUGGAGCUACUAUGACCUUCUUCAAGAAAUCCAAAAUUUCCACAUUUGAAAAAAUGUGGGCUUUCAUGAGCAGCAAACCCACAGCACUUGUUAAAAACAACGAGGAAGGAAUCCAGCGAACCCUCACAGCUGAUUAUGCUCUGCUGAUGGAGUCAACCACCAUCGAAUACAUCACCCAGAGGAACUGCAACCUGACUCAGAUUGGGGGACUCAUCGACUCCAAAGGCUACGGGAUUGGUACUCCCAUGGGGUCACCGUACAGGGACAAGAUCACCAUUGCCAUCCUCCAGCUCCAGGAGGAGGACAAGCUCCACGUAAUGAAGGAGAAGUGGUGGCGAGGGAAUGGCUGUCCUGAGGAUGAGAACAAGGAGGCCAGUGCUCUGGGCAUCCAAAACAUUGGUGGGAUUUUCAUCGUUUUGGCAGCAGGCUUGGUGCUGUCCGUCUUCGUGGCCAUGGUGGAGUUUAUCUACAAAUUGCGCAAAACAGCGGAGCGUGAGCAGCGCUCCUUCUGCAGCGCCAUGGCUGAUGAGAUCCGGUUGUCGCUCACCUGCCAGCGACGGGUGAAACACAAGCCGCAGCCACCUGUCAUGGUGAAGACUGACGCCGUGAUCAACAUGCACACAUUCAACGACCGACGGCUGCCAGGGAAGGACAACAUGACCUGCAACACUGGAUUGACACCUGUGUUUCCCUAGGGAAUGGGAAUGGGGGGGGCGGGAGGGAAGGAAUUGCAGCAGACAAGGCUGGAUGCACUCUUAACUAGGAGGAAAGGAUUAAAAAAACAAGAAAAAAAACAGAAAAAAAAAAAAAGCCUGGUUUGGUUCAUUUCAAGAACAAGGCCUUUACAACACAGCGUCAUCAAUCAUCGGCAUAGAAGCAAGAACUUCAAAGCACGGACUGUAACAUGGGUCUUGGGGCUUUUCUGUUUUGUUUUUGUUAUUUUUCAUUCCUUUUUUUUAACACUUAGAUCCUACAGGCCUCAUGGAGUCCAAACACACUACCAUCCAGGAGUCUGAUGUUUACAUACUGAAAACACAAGGAGGCAAAACAGAAUUGAGCCAAACUGACCCUCGGUGGGUAAGGAGGAGCCCCUGAGCAAGGCUUCUUUAGCAUGGCAAUAAAAAGAAACACUUUGUCAGGUGCAGCGUGAGCAUCUAUUCCACACUGACAUACACAGUACAUUUAGGAUACAUUGUCUGGGAAAGGUAUCUGUGACGCACCGUGACGGUCAAGGCUGUGCCUUCUCUCAAAGCAGCUGACAAUGGCCUUUUACCUCACAGCUGUGCUGGCUGUGGCCAUCCACAGCUGGAAGUCCACGUGGGGGGUGUGGUGGCAGAAGGCCAAGUAGAUCCAAGACAGCUGACUACGAGGGGGCAAGUAAGCCUGAAUGGAGCUGAACUCCUGGCCAGGGAUGGGACAGUGCAGCGUGCAUGGGAGCUACUGCCAUCUCCGAGUGACACCACCCACACACCCCGUGCCAAAGCCCAGCCCAGGGUGACACCGUGAUCUCCAGGUCCUCAGCUCCUUCGCUCUUUCUGCAAAGCUCGGUCUCUUUGCAAAGAAGCACGGAAAGCGGCUGAGUCCACAGGUUUCAGCAGCAGUGGGAGCAGAGCUGUUUUGGGGAGCCAAAUGGUACCAGUUUCCAUUAAAUUCAGCAGCACUGAACUGCAGCUCUGCUGCACUCGCACUCAGACCAGGAGAGGACUGUAUGUCUGGUUUAGGACUAAAUGCUCUCCAUGGCAUCAGAGACUUGAAAGACGAAGUAAAACCAGGACUGGCCUGGGACAAGCAGCACUGUGUGAGCCAAACCUGACACCCCUCCUACUCUGCCCCAUGAACCGCAGUCCCUCAGGCAGCAUCUUCAUGUGAUUUAAGCAUCACACACUACAAUGUUUUUAAGAAAUCUUCCAUGAACUGUGUUCUUACUUUCAGGUUGCUUAACCCAGAAGGCUGGUCCUGCAGAUGAAUUUAGUCAGAAUUACCAAAGACCCCUCUGCUGACCUAAAGUAAUGCUUGAGUAACAUCACUCGGCUCCACCCCUACACAGGGAACCACAUAGGUGGCCGGUGGGACACUCCAUGGAUUAAUUUGCAAAAUGAAACAAAUGGAAAUCGCUCUGCCCGCUGUAAUCCAGAACAUCACAUGGAGUAUUGCAAAUGUGCUUAAAAGCUCCGAGUUAAACACUGGUGCUGAAGAAGUGAGCAACCUCCUUCCCUCGCACAUGAAAGGGUGACAGUAACCUGCCACAGACUGCACUGCUGCUAGAGACCCCUGUGCACCCACCACCUAAAUCCUGGUUUAGAGGGCAGGCAGGGCAGCACAGCGAUGGAGCAGGCAGCGCCCGAGCUCUGCAUCCCAAAAUUUCGCCUUCUGUGUCACAGGCAUAGGAGGUGGCACGGCCACCGCAGGAACCUGCAGCUGAACUGACCCAGUUUGCCCUCCCCCGGCUGCAAGGCCUUUCUGGAAAGUUUAUCCUCGCCCAAAGGAACAAACCUGUCUAUAACUGAUUUCAGAUAAUUUUUUUCCCACCUGUUUCUGUUUGAGGCUCAGUUAGGAAGGUUACCUUUGGAGCUGACUAGAAUUAGCAAAUUAGCUCAAGGGGAGAUAGCUGUUCCCUCCCACCCCAUCACAGAACAUAAUUUGUCCUUAUUUUGUUUCUUCUGUGAUGUAAAGAAGCAACAGUGACCCAAAAUUUUUUAAAAAGGUAAUUUGUCAUAUUUUGACUAAAGAUAUGCAAAGAAUUUAUGUUAAUUUUCACCUUUUCAUAGAAAUCAUGAAAAAUUAGGGAUGAAAACUGCCAACUCAAUGGGCAUCAUAUUCUUAAUAGUUUUCUGACCAAAUACCUACAAGCAGAGGACAGAUGGGAAGUAUGGGUCUACUUCCCAAAGCUAAUGACAUUCUUAAUGCAAUUCUUCACAAAUCCUUAGGCUUGUCAGAGUAGUAGAUUUUGUUUUCUUUGCAGAUUUCUAAGCUCUUAGAGAUAUUUAUAAUUAAGGCAGAGAUAAAAACAAAGCCUGAAACUGUCUUUAAAUGUCCAAAGAGCAAAAUACCACAGAAAAUAGCAUUCAUUUUGCUUCAUGAGAUUUUUUUUU